AUGGGGAGCAAUCCCUUGCGCCAACAAGUUGCAAGCAUGAGGCAAUCUUUGUUUGAUGAGGAAAUUCUGGACAAGCAGUUUAUGCAGAUGGAGCAAUUGGAAGAUGUUGACAAUCCCAACUUUGCAGAGGAGGUUAUGACCUUGUACAUUAGGGACUCUACCAAACUGAUAGCUACUGUGGAGCAAGCACUGGAGAGAACCCCCUAUGAUGUCAACAAGCUGGACAAGUCCCUCCAUCAGCUCAAAGGUAGCAGCGCCAGCGUUGGUGCUAACAAGGUUUGGAGCGAGACGAACCAGAUGAGGGAAAGUAUCAAGGCAGGGGACCUCGAAAGGACCAAGGCUCAGCUCCAGCUGAUUAAGCUAGCCCAUGAGACUCUGAGAGGGAAAGUAGAGCCUUACUUUCAUCUGGUGAGACAAGUUGGACCUUCAGAGACUGCUCAGCGCCCCAAGUGA
Molecule: messenger RNA, 453 nt
Organism: Prunus armeniaca (apricot)
Lineage: Eukaryota; Viridiplantae; Streptophyta; Magnoliopsida; Rosales; Rosaceae
Source: the annotation of a GenBank genome assembly